Molecule: messenger RNA, 1706 nt
Organism: Paecilomyces variotii
Lineage: Eukaryota; Fungi; Ascomycota; Eurotiomycetes; Eurotiales; Thermoascaceae
Product: camp independent regulatory protein
Exons: 1
Coding region: 251-1654 (467 amino acids)
Molecular function (GO): DNA binding
Source: RefSeq, a predicted model, not a curated record
GUUGCAUACUAUUCCUUCGCUUACAUACGUCCGCCUGAAACCAAAAAAAAAGCGUGCUGACGGAAAACAAGUUGCAGUAAGCUUGGCUGGCAUUGGUUUUUAGCUUGGGCGUAUGCAGCCCGUCUGAGUGUUACUAGUCCAGAGAUCACGGGAAGAGCCCUGAUCGGCGGCCCCGGAAUCAUAUAAACUAUCUCCCUCGUCUAAGACGGGCGCUUGACUCUAUUUACGACCCUUUGCAUUUUCGGUUCUGAUGGAGACCUACCACGGACAUGUCCGCACUCCUGCGGACGCGAUCAUCCUCUUUGAAGCCUGCCGGAUUGGGCUUCUCCCGAGAGUACAGCGACGUCUGUCAGAAAAAGAACGACAGUCGAUAAAGUCGGGAUCCGUCUUUGUGUGGGAUGAGAGGGAAGCUGGUAUGAGGAGAUGGACGGAUGGAAAGUCAUGGAGCGCGAGCAGGGUAUCUGGCAGCUUCCUCACAUACAGGGAAAUGGAAGGCAAACGUGGAGGCGGCAGUGUUUCCAACUCCGUCGCAAGAGCCGGAAAGACACCCGACAGCACUCGAGGCAGCGAUGAGGAUCAUGGUGAGAACGGCGAGGAGGGCCCCGAUGGCUAUCGAUACAAGCCAGAUGGUCUCAUGAAGCAGUCUUUCAGCAUCACAACUUCAACCGGGCAGCAUCUACAUCUCAUCAGCUACUACGCGCGGUCGCACCCGACAGCCCCCAACCUUAACCAGCCAUCAACCGACCCUGCCUUGCGACAUAUCCGCCCGCAGAAGGGUCUCUAUCCCGAAUCGACGGUCAACGAUCAGCAGAACCUACCAGUCGUGACUCGUGGGCCUAUGGCAGGUGCUGCGUUUUCCUUAUCUCCUCAUCCCAUGGCCGCAUAUCCUCGCUCAGGUGCCACUCAUCCUCAAUCGUAUACCCCCCCGUAUGCGUGGCCACCAACUCCCCUGGGAACGCCGCCCACUGUAUCGAUACCAUACAGUGCCAGCUAUCUUCCACCAUUAUCGGGGGCUGCUGGUCAGCUCGCGUACCCUCAACAUCCAGCACUGCCGCCGCCUCAGGCGCAAGCAGCCCUACCCAACCCUUACGACAGACCUCAUCCAGAAACCACCCUGCCUCCGCCCUCUCAGUCCAGUGCUGCUCCCAACGCUACCCUCCCCGCCAUUGCAGGACGUUCGCCUCGCGCUUCAAAUGGGACACUGGAAGCCCAGCAGAGAAACUCCCCUACCUACGUUGCGGCAGCUGUCGAUCCCCGCUUGAUGUCUCCACGGUCACAGGCCCAGCAAGUCCCACCAAAUGGAGAAGCAAGAAGAGUUCCUAGUCCUCCUGUGCUCAGGCAGAUUCCGCCAAACCAGGCACAUUAUGCACCUGCUAAUGGUGCGGUUAAGCCUCUCGAGCCUGGGACCUCGGGUACUGUCGUGCCCAGCAUUGGAGCUCUCAUGAACGGUGCGCCCGCACAUACGUUGCCUGUUUCUACGGCACCUCCACCUUCAGGACCUCUUGAUGCGUUCAAGGGAGGUUUGCCAGCUCCUGGCAGCCGGAGUCCCAGAACUGCCCCUGAUGGACCUAAAGAUAUUCCUAGCGAAAAGAUAGGAUUUGGUGGGGAGGACAUGAGAGCCCUUCGUCAACUGGACCGUGUCUUCACCGCUUAAAGCGUCGGGGUCACAGAAAUUUCCCUUCCCUUGGACAAAAUUUUCACCUUGU